GGGAUAGGGAUGAAAACCCCCAAAUAACAAUGUUACAAAAGCUAAAAGGCUUCCUAACAUCAAUCAAAUGACUCGAGAAGACGGAGUGGAGACUCGACUCGUAUACUAGAUUUACUUCCCCGCUUCCCCAGAUCAUUUCCUGUCGGGUCUUCUCCGACCUCUGCUUUCCAGGUUGUUUCGCUACUGUGACGCCCCCUUCCUCGGCUCAUCGGACGUACCCCGGCGGUCGCUCAGAUCAUCCUAUAUCUGGGGUAAACUCUGGGGUUCUAUAAGCUGUGGGUUUGCUGCUGUUUUCUGCACGUUUGACAUCGCUACUUUUCUUGGAUAGCGACACUGAAGGGUUUACAUCCUUAUUCUGACCAAGAUGGCUAUGUGGUAUGCUCUUGGUAUUGCGUUCUUCGCUGCUAUCGGCACGUUCUUGUUUGGCUUUGAUACCGGCAUUGCCACGACAACAAUCGCCCACCAAAGCUGGAUCGAUUACAUGAAAGAGCCCUCAAAGGGCUUAACAGGAGCUGUCGUCGCAGUCUACAUCGCCGGCGAAGCCUGCGGAGCCCUAACGCAAACCUUCAUCGGCGAUAAACUCGGCCGCAUCCGAUUCAUGCAACUAAUGUGCAUAAUCGUCACAAUCGGCACAGUAAUCCAAACAGCUUCUGUGAAUAUCGGCAUGUUCCUCGCCGGCCGCGUGCUAGCUGGCUACGCCGUCGGCGGGCUAGUAGCCACAGUCCCAAUCUACCUAAGCGAGAUCUCAGAUCCACGCUACCGUGGUCUGAUCGGUGGUAUUUCCGGCUGUGGUAUUUCCUUCGGCACGAUGAUGUCGAACUGGGUUGGCUAUGCAUGCGGUUAUGCGCCGUACGGGCAUGUGCAGUGGCGUUUGCCGCUGGGCAUUCAGAUCCCCUGGGGUAUUAUUUUGUUUAUUGGGCUUGCUACUUUUAUGCCGAAUUCGCCGCGGCAGUUGAUUCGCGUUGGGAAUAUUGAUCUUGCGAGGAGUGAGUUUGCGAGGAUAAGGAGGGGUGUAGGUUUGGUGGAGAUGGAGGAGGAGUUUGGGUUGAUGAAGGCUCAGAUUGAGUAUGAGAUGGAGAGGGAGAUUACUUCUUAUCGGGAGAUCUUUAGGUUGUUUAGGCAUCGGGUUCUUGUGUCUAUUGCUGUGCAGACUAUGACCAGUUUGACUGGUGUCAACGUCAUUCAGUAUUAUCAGACUAUCCUAUACAAAAGUCUAGGCAUUGGCUCCCACACCAUUCUCGCUCUAGCCGCAGUCUACGGCACCGUCGCCUUCAUCUCUAACUCAAUCACGACUAAAUAUAUGACUGACCAGUGGGGUCGCCGAAAGAUGCUCAUCACCGGAUUGGCCGGCAUUGUCUUGAUAGAAAUCUACGCCGCUGUGAUGCAGAGGGAAUUCCAGCACACAGAUAACAACAUCGGAAAGGGAUUCGCCAUUCUUGGAAUCUACCUGUUUGUGGUUUGCUACUACGGCAUGCUUAACAGUACUACCUGGCUGUAUGGCGCCGAGGUCUUACCCAUUGCUCUCCGUAGCAAGGUUAUGGGUCUUGCAGCAGCAUCUCAUUUCAUUGUCAAUGUUGCAAUCACCGAGGCAGGACCCAGUGCAUUUGCCAACAUCGGCGAGAACUACUACUAUGUCUUCGUGGCAUGCUCUUCGUUCUUCCUGGUCAUCGCUUACUUCUUCUUCCCGGAAACCAAGCGAAAGACCCUCGAAGAAGUGGCAGCAGCAUUCGGCGACCGGGUCGUCGAUCAAGAUGACAGCCUUAAACGUGUAGCUAGUGUGGUUGGCGACACGAAGCAUGUGGAAUCGACAGAGGUAAUAGUUUAAGCAGUUUCGUCUAGAACUUAUUCACAUAGGGCUCAGUGGAGACGAACUUUUAGGCAGU
This is a messenger RNA of Penicillium canescens, 1883 nucleotides long. RefSeq lists its product as uncharacterized. Gene Ontology annotation, biological process: transmembrane transport; carbohydrate transport. NCBI's taxonomy places the organism in Eukaryota, Fungi, Ascomycota, Eurotiomycetes, Eurotiales, Aspergillaceae. Bases 365 to 1825 code for a protein of 486 amino acids. Gene Ontology annotation, cellular component: membrane. The transcript is spliced from 10 exons. Gene Ontology annotation, molecular function: carbohydrate:proton symporter activity. The record is from RefSeq and is a predicted model, not a curated record.